This is a messenger RNA of Apus apus (common swift), 4728 nucleotides long. RefSeq names its product fizzy and cell division cycle 20 related 1 (gene FZR1). Gene Ontology annotation, biological process: anaphase-promoting complex-dependent catabolic process; positive regulation of ubiquitin protein ligase activity; positive regulation of anaphase-promoting complex-dependent catabolic process. Gene Ontology annotation, molecular function: ubiquitin ligase activator activity; protein binding; anaphase-promoting complex binding. The record is from RefSeq and is a predicted model, not a curated record. Lineage: Eukaryota; Metazoa; Chordata; Aves; Apodiformes; Apodidae. Gene Ontology annotation, cellular component: anaphase-promoting complex. The coding region runs from base 139 to 1620 and encodes 493 amino acids. The transcript has 14 exons.
GAGGAGGCGGAGCGGGGCCGGGAGCGGGGCCGGGAGCGGGGCCGGGCCGGGCCGGGCCGGGCAGACUAAUUACUGAUUGGACUUCAUGACCAUAAAUUCCUGAGCCUGCUGGCCUUCCCAGCCUCUGUGUUUUCCACCAUGGACCAGGAUUAUGAGAGACGCCUCCUACGCCAAAUCAACAUCCAGAAUGAGAACACAAUGCCUUGCGUAGCAGAGAUGAGAAGAACCCUGACGCCUUCCAAUUCUCCAAUGUCUUCUCCUAGUAAGCAUGGUGACAGAUUCAUUCCUUCAAGAGCUGGGGCCAACUGGAGCAUCAACUUCCACAGAAUAAAUGAAAAUGAAAAAUCACCCAGUCAAAAUAGAAAAGCAAAGGAUGCUACAUCAGACAAUGGCAAAGAUGGCCUUGCUUACUCUGCGUUGCUGAAGAACGAGCUCUUAGGAGCAGGGAUUGAGAAAGUGCAAGACCCACAGACAGAAGACAGGAGGCUGCAGCCAUCCACCCCAGAGAAGAAGUCUCUCUUCACUUAUUCACUCAGCACAAAGCGCUCGAGUCCAGAUGAUGGCAACGAGGUCUCGCCCUAUUCCCUGUCUCCUGUCAGCAACAAAAGUCAGAAGCUGCUAAGAUCACCUCGAAAACCAACUCGGAAAAUCUCAAAGAUUCCUUUCAAAGUGCUGGAUGCUCCAGAAUUGCAAGAUGAUUUCUACCUGAACCUGGUGGACUGGUCAUCUCUUAAUGUCCUCAGUGUUGGCCUUGGGACUUGUGUUUACCUCUGGAGUGCCUGUACUAGCCAGGUAACCCGGCUGUGUGACCUCUCUGUGGAAGGAGAUUCUGUAACAUCUGUGGGCUGGUCAGAAAGGGGGAACUUGGUAGCUGUUGGCACUCACAAGGGCUUUGUACAGAUCUGGGAUGCAGCUGCAGGAAAAAAACUCUCCAUGCUGGAGGGGCACACAGCCAGAGUUGGUGCCCUGGCAUGGAAUGCUGACCAGUUGUCCUCUGGGAGCAGGGACAGGAUGAUCCUUCAGAGGGACAUCCGCACCCCCCCGCUGCAGUCGGAGCGGCGGCUCCAGGGCCACAGGCAGGAGGUCUGUGGGCUCAAAUGGUCAACAGACCACCAGCUCCUGGCCUCUGGUGGGAAUGAUAAUAAGCUCCUUGUCUGGAAUCACUCCAGCCUGAGUCCUGUCCAGCAGUACACGGAGCAUCUUGCAGCAGUAAAAGCCAUUGCCUGGUCUCCACACCAGCACGGGCUCCUGGCCUCCGGGGGGGGCACGGCCGACCGCUGCAUCCGCUUCUGGAACACACUGACGGGGCAGCCCCUGCAGUGCAUCGACACGGGCUCCCAGGUCUGCAACCUGGCCUGGUCCAAGCAUGCCAACGAGCUGGUGAGCACCCACGGAUACUCGCAGAACCAAAUCCUCGUCUGGAAAUACCCCUCGUUAACUCAAGUAGCGAAGCUAACGGGGCACUCCUACCGAGUCCUCUACCUGGCAAUGUCCCCUGAUGGAGAGGCCAUAGUCACAGGAGCUGGAGAUGAAACCUUGCGCUUCUGGAAUGUCUUCAGCAAAACUCGCUCCACAAAGGAGUCUGUAUCUGUUCUCAACCUCUUCACCAGGAUACGAUAAACCCCAUCUACUGCCACCCAGGAGACCACAGCCUGCCAUACCAGGAUCAAACCACUACCUUGGUGUGCAUGGAACCCCAAACGAUCAGCCAGAUGGGGAGGCAGUACUGGUGGGGCUGGAGGACGGACCCAAGAUGCUCAUUACAUCCCUGGCAGGCAGUAUUUGGGAUGGGCUUGGGGAGGGAACUGCCAAAGGUUUUACAGCUUCGUCCUUCAUAAAGAGAAACGGGUACAAGGGACACGUUAAACCAGUGUCCUCCACCUCUUGUGUUGUGUCCUGGAGCAAGCAUGUGUGACAUGGACCUUUGAGACUGGACCAAGACCAUCCCAGCUGCUGUGUUGUCCCAUUCUGGGAGAGAUGAGUGUCCUUGCCUCUAGGGAAGCAGGUGUGACACACUGCUCUGGGUCCCCCUGCCCUGGGAUGGACAUCGUUGGAGGUAGCAGCCAGCCAGACCUGGUCAAUACAACUGGUGCAAGAGAACUCCAGGCUGGGUGUUGGCCUCUCUGCUUAUCUAAGGGCAUUGUUGAUAGCCUGGCAUCCCCUGUAAGAAGCUGGAGAACUUCUUGUUACCCUUCUUAUUUCCCCUCAGAUAGGUACUGUGGUACUUGAUAUGAUCAUUUCCAUAAAGCAGCUUGAUUUUUGGCAUGCUCAACAGCUGUCUUCAAACAAGUACAUGUUUGGGCUCUAAACCUUGGAGGAGACUUGAAGAGACUCCACCUCAGAGGGAGCACAUGCAGAAGUUCCCAAAUUGCUAUUGCAUGUUCUGGGCUGAUCCUUUUAGUUCACAGAGAGGAAAAACACUGGCUAAAAAAUAAAACCAACCACCACGCCUGUGGAGCUUCCCACGGUGCUGUUUGUGGCAGGCUGGUUGCUCUGGAGUCUUCCUGAGGACAAAAGCAGUGGAGACGUGUUUGGGAAACAAAACAACUGGUGUUAAGUCUGGUUUUUGGAGAGAGCAUGGCCUCUUCUGGCUGGAAGGGGGGGAAACACCACGGCUGGGUGAGAGGCAGGGUCCUUACCUAAAGCAAGGAAGAAAUUUUGUGUUUUGUGUUUUGUUUUUGUUGUUUUGGUUUUUUUUAAUCUCCAAGUCAAAGCCAGGGACCUGUUGGGGUUUUUUGUUGUGUGUAUUUUGUUGUUUUUUUUUUUUUAAGCUGUAUGGGAAGAGAGUGCCUGCUUGUGUUUGGAGCCCGUGUGAUGAGUGCUGUGGGAUGUGAUGCAAAGCACUUGUGUGUAUGUGAUGCUUUUAAUUUAAAGAGAAGCUGUUGGCUGCAGCUGCCCCUUCCUGCCUGUGUCUCUGUGUGUGCCAACACUGUCCCUGCCUCCUGCCCUCUCCAGUGCUCUGGGAUACCAGUGCUGUUUCCUGUUCUCAUUCAGAUUUUCCUGGCUGUGUAUAUAGACCUUGACCUAUUCUCUGGAGUGUGUGUAUAAGCAAUACUUUUCUGUCUUUUUUUUUUUUUUCCCCCCUUCUUUCCCUGAAACAAGCCUGUAGGGGUGGUGGUAGAAAUAUGAUUGUCUCUCCCCAGUGCCACUGGUAUCCUUAGGGUGAGCUGCUGAGCUGUGGGGAAGGGUGGUGAGGGGCUGUUCUGUUCACUGCAGUCUUGACCACAAGUGUGUGACCACGUUUGCUGUCACACCAGUGCCUGGCUCAGGCUCUUGGUGCUACCUCUGUGUGUUGCAGGUUCUGGGAGGCACUGGCUGGGACCUCACUGCUCCUGAGCACCCAGUCUCCAAAGCCCAAAAUAGCAGCCACAUCUUCACCCUGCAGCUUUGCUGUCUCUGAGAUGUAAUUUUGAUGUAAUUUCUGAAACGCAGUUUCAACACAAGGACAUCAUUGCAGGUCUUGCUGCAGGAGCCUGGGGCUUGGUUUGAAAAUCAUCCAAGGGCCUCGCAGCCCCUGUCUUGUUGCACGUUGCGUUCACUGGCCCUGUUGAACUUGAUGUGGAAGAGUCACUGGAAAGCACUGAGGUGUUGUCAAAGUGGGAUCAUGAAGCUGGCGAGCAGGUUGAGGUGAAAAGCCAUGUGCUUUGAGGCAGGAUCUGUCACUGUGUCUGUCUUGUGGGGUGUUGCCCUGUGGGGCAGCAGAGCCCGGGGCUGGGGGGUCUCUGCACCAUGGGUGGAGGUGGUUGGUAGCUGCUGCUGUGGAUUUCUUGUCUGGUGUGGAUUGCCUCCUGCCUAAAUCCUGGCAGGCAGGCCUCAGGAGAUGUGGCUUCCUUCUCCAGGAAGGAGGAGAUGGUUGGGGCACUCAGGAGGUCUCAGUUGUGGGGUGGUUUCACAUUGGUUUCUGUCUGUUCUGCAGCAGGAGGAGGGAGUCGAGCAGGGGGCACAGGGUGAGCUACCCUGGGCCUCCUGGGGGUGGGGGAUGAAAGGGGGGUUUGCCUCUUGCCCUGUGACACAGGUGUCUCCCCAGAGGGGUCUCAGGAGCUACUAGGGGGUGGGAACAUGUGAUCUGUGCUGCACCUGGGGGUGCUGUGGGGGGAGAUGAUACAGCCCCUUGCUGUUCCAUCCCCGCAUCCUGCUCCUCUCUCACUGGGGACUUUGCACCACUUUUCUCCCUUUGGAGCUGCCUUGGCAGCAGGUUGACUCCUCCUGACUUCUCAGGCUUGGCAGGAAGGGCUAGUGAUUGCCAAGCCAUGGCCAGUCUGUGUUGGCAACGAGCACAGCAGGAAUGUGCUGUUGGAUGGACUUUGGUGGGAAAGCUGGCACAGAGUCCUCCCCCCACCCCACCAUGGUGGCUGCAGGGCAGGAGCAGAGUCCCCAGCCGUGCUCCCUGCAGGGUUCCACUGCCAGAGGGUGUGUUGGGUGUGUGUGUGUGUCCCAGCUCAAGCAGGGGAGCAGGUGACACUGUCGUGACGCUGUUGUGACGCUGCAGCUGGAGUUUGCUGUGGCCUGUUCACUGGGGAAAAGAGCAAAGCUGAUGUGAGCUUGUGGUGUUGGUGUGUGAGCUGUGAGCACUGAAAGGGCCCUCCUCGAGUCUGUGUGAUAACGUCUGUGACCUUGUGGCAUUGUUAUAGAGAUGACAUCAUAUGGUGGGAAAACAAAAACCAUAAAGAGCGUUGUAACUUUUCCAUGCAAAACGAUCUAACUGGCAUUAAACAAGUUGUGAAUUUA